Pantherophis guttatus is the source of this 1072-nucleotide messenger RNA. RefSeq names its product riboflavin-binding protein-like. Lineage: Eukaryota; Metazoa; Chordata; Lepidosauria; Squamata; Colubridae. The record is from RefSeq and is a predicted model, not a curated record. Gene Ontology annotation, molecular function: riboflavin transmembrane transporter activity; riboflavin binding; signaling receptor activity. Gene Ontology annotation, cellular component: external side of plasma membrane.
GGCAAUCAAUAUAUAUAGAGGGUAUAAUAGACAGAAAAGACCAGAAACUUUUUUUUUUACUCAGUCUCUUUCCAGAGGGAAAAGAAAGGAACAGAAGGCUAGCCAAAGAGGAUCCCUGACAAGGAUAGCAGUAAAAAGAAGAUGUUGCGAUUUUCAGUGCUCCUGUUCCUCGCUGUCUUAAUGUCCAGCACUGGACAGAGACAAAGAUGUCUGAGAGGGGCUGGUCACAAGCCAAGGCCUACCCAAGAAAAAUACUUGCAGGAAUGUACCCUAUAUGCCAAAUCCGCCUGUUGCUAUCCAAACAUUACAGAACAACUGGCCGAUUCACCAGUCGUUAAAAUAAAUACUACCUUCUGGAACAGAUGUGGAAAUCUUAGCCCAGAGUGUGAAGCUUACAUGAAGAAAAUAGAGUGCUUUUAUAGGUGCUCACCAUAUAUUGCUUACUGGGCUCGUCCCAGACAACCAGCUGCUAUUUCUUCUGUUCCCAUAUGCAAAAGAUUCUGUGAUAACUGGUAUGAAGCUUGUAAAAGUGAUCACACUUGUGUUAGCAACUCGUUGACCGAUUGGAAAAUUGAUGAAAAAGGAGAGAAUCACUGUAAGAAUGACUGCAUCCCAAUCAGUGAGAUGUAUGCCAGUGGAACUCAUAUGUGCGAAAAAAUGUGGGGUGCUUCACUGAAGGUGGCUUACCGCUCCCCCUGCCUCUGCCUUGAGAUGGAUGAAAUGGAUCCCGAGGUAAUCAAGUUCAUUCAGUAUAGAUCCUCCAGCAGUAGCAGCAGCAGCAGUAGCAGCGACAACAACGAUGAAGAAAGAUUCUGCCGUCUCAGGAUGCAAAUGAGAAGAGAGCUGGAGGACAAGUAUAAAAGCCUGGAAAAUAAUGAGUUACCCAUUGAUGACAUAUGAAUGAAUCUUCAUCUGACAAAUAUCCUAUCUGAAGACCGCCAGGAAUCAGGCAGCGUCUAUUUCAGCAUACGCUUGCUCCGGCACCAAAGUAAAAGUAGAAGCUACGCAAAUUGCUGAUUUCCAAUGUUCUACUAAAGACCAAUAAAUAAAUAAAUAAUGGCUAAAUAUCCAA